AUGACAGAGGUGCUCCGUGGAACUCUCAACAACUACACGCUGUAUGUCUUCCAGCCUGAGAUCAAUGGCUUUAUCACUCCCAUCUUUAUCGCCGACUCAGCUGCCUCAGGAUCGCCCGUUGCCAAUCCGCUCGUCCUCUCGGACACUGCCCCGGGCUACCACUUCAUGCAGAUCCCCUUUCCGGCUGCCAUUGCCCUCAUGGAGGGCGUGCUGGAGUUUGCCUACACCACUCAGAAUGCUACCUACUACCAGUGCCUCGACGUGUCUGUGGUCGAUCCACCGUCGCCGGCUCCGCCUGCCGGCGAUGACAUCGUCGCCCUGGGCAUGACCGUCAUCCCCUUCUCGCUCUCCGCCAUUGCCGCAGGCAUCGUUGUCUCGUCGCCGGCUCCGGGCGCCCCGCGCCGGACCCGGGUCCACAAGCGAACCAAGACCCGGGUCAUCGACGGCCCCGACGGCACCAAAAUCAUCAAGAAGAUCAUCGAGGUCGUCGAGUCGUCUGACGAAUGGGGCACCGCCUCGAGCUCGGCUCUCAACGACGGCUCGGCGUCCGACUCGGGCGGGACCGAUGCCGCCCACACCUCGCUCUCGCAGCGCCGCUCCCGCCUCCGCGCCUCGCGGUCCAAUGGCCUCUCGUCAACCAUGAUGGACGCCGAGACCAGAGCCAUGGCCACCUCACGCUACGGCGGCUCGUCCGAGGUCGGCGACUCGGACGUGCCAUCGUACGACUAUGAAGAGUACGAGCGCGCGCCGCCGCACCACACCCGGGUGUAG
Messenger RNA from Thecamonas trahens ATCC 50062, 771 nucleotides. RefSeq lists its product as uncharacterized. Bases 1 to 771 code for a protein of 256 amino acids. The record is from RefSeq and is a predicted model, not a curated record. The transcript is spliced from 2 exons. Lineage: Eukaryota; Apusomonadida; Apusomonadidae.